Sphaerulina musiva SO2202 is the source of this 345-nucleotide messenger RNA. RefSeq lists its product as uncharacterized. NCBI's taxonomy places the organism in Eukaryota, Fungi, Ascomycota, Dothideomycetes, Mycosphaerellales, Mycosphaerellaceae. The record is from RefSeq and is a predicted model, not a curated record. The transcript is spliced from 2 exons. The coding region runs from base 1 to 345 and encodes 114 amino acids.
AUGCUAAGAGAACCGGAGUGGGCGAAGUCUGGUCGCUACACGAGCUUUACAGAGCUUGACCUGACUCCAGAGGGCGUUGCACAGGUGUUUUCCACCGCGGCACUGCUCGUAGGCAAAAGCAAACUCAUCGACCCGCACCGCCUCGCGCCCGUUGUUGCCAGCCCGAGAACAAGGGCUAGGACGACCUUGAAGCUUUUAUUCUCCGCCGAUAUUAUCGAAGAGACAGUCAUCUUCACCGAAGACAUUACGGAGGAGUGGAAUCAUGGUGCUUACGAGGAGUUGAAGAAGAAAGAGGAGAUUCUACGUCUGAGGAAAGACAAGAGCUUGAAGAACGAUCGAGAGUGA